This is a messenger RNA of Neospora caninum, 1104 nucleotides long. Its product is annotated as putative RNA recognition motif domain-containing protein. The transcript has 3 exons. Bases 1 to 1104 code for a protein of 367 amino acids. The record is from RefSeq and is a predicted model, not a curated record. Lineage: Eukaryota; Apicomplexa; Conoidasida; Eucoccidiorida; Sarcocystidae. Gene Ontology annotation, molecular function: protein binding; RNA binding.
AUGGCUGCGCCGUCUUUCCCGCCCUCGCGGGCCGCAGCGCUCGCCGGGGACGCGACUCUCGUGCCUGCGUCCUCUCCGGAGUCUCUCGAAGUGUCUCCUUCUGGAGGAAAGGUGUCUCCUUCCCAGGACGCGGCGUCUGCCCCAUUGUCACUUCCCGCAAGCAGUCCCGUUCGCGCCUCGAGCCCGAAUCCCUCCCCCGCGACCCCGAGCCCUGAGCGCGAGGGGCCUGUGACCCCACAGACUGUCUCCGCGCCCUCGCCUCCUCUGGCGAACGGGUGUCCCCGAACGGCCCUCGCCUCGCCGUCGCGUCCGGCGCCAGGCCGGAACGUCGGGGCGCUCGCGGCUGGCGAGGAAGGCCGCGCGGAAGAGGGAGCGGCUGGCCGGGGGACCUCGAGGCAGCGGGGCGAGAAAGGGACGGUUUAUGGUGGACUGCAUGCGUCACUGUUCCCGCCGCUCUCGGCUGCGACGGCGCCCCAACGCGGCCCCGGAGGCGCGCAUGCAAUGGGGGGAAACUCGCCCCCAGUCUCCGACCUCGUCGGCGGCCCACCCAGCUUGUGGGAAGUGUACUUUACUCCCGACACAAAGAUCCCCUAUUUUUACAACGCCAUCUCCAAGCACGUUCAGUGGCAGCGGCCGCUGCCCCCAAAGGAAUACGUUGACCAGCUCGGACAUCCCGUCAUUCCCGAGCUCAACGCGUCGCCGACUCCGUUGCCUCCCGGCGUCGGCAUGAAGGGCGCGACAGUCUUGUACGGGCCUCUCGGUAGCAAUUUGUUUGUUUACCACAUUCCCCCGGAGUGGACCGAGCAGCAGUUCUUUCGGCACUUUGCGCCCUUCGGCAAUGUGAUCUCGUGCAAAAUUCAAACGAAUUCCCAGACUGGAAAACGCAGCGGCUUUGGUUUUGUCAGCUACGACAACCAGGCGAGUGCGAUUGCGGCGAUCCGCUCGAUGAACGGCUACGCGACGUGCGGGAAAUUCUUGAAAGUUCAGCUAAAAAAGGGCGAGGAGCAUCUCCUCCCUCCCGAAUUGGCCGCGCAGCAGUCGUUGGCGCCCCAUCCGGGCCCCUCUGGCGGCGCGUCGGGCCAGCCUCCCCAGAUGCAUGCAUGA